CGUCUGCGCUCCCGGCGCUGACGUGUCUGGGCGGUCGGCUUCCACUCCUCCAGGCGCCGGCAGCCACUAGUCGUGGCGAGAGGGGCGGGGUGGCCGGGGCUGGCGCUCCCCUUGGCCCCCGCUCCCGGCCCGCCCCGCCGCCGCGGCCCCCCGGAUGACGGUAUAUAUUCGGAGCGGGCGCGGGACGCCGAUGAGUGGCCGCGCGGAAGGAGCUGGAGACGGGCGUAGCUGCGGUCGCGCCGAGAAAGAAGGAUGGUAUUGGAGGGCUGAGCACACGUAUGCUGAACAUAUGGCUGCUUGAACUUUGGCCUGUCGCUGUGCUACACUUACUUCUACAUGGUUUAUGAAAUCUGAAAUCAGGUAAUAGGAUUAUGAUCAUAUGUGUGUGUCAUUUGGUAUUGCAAAAGUUUAAGGACUUUUAGGUGAAAUUCACUGGGUGUGGAUCCAAGAGUUCGCCGGAAACUCAAGGCAGUUGUCUAUUCCUUCACGGUUAGUCAGUUGGCUCACUUAGCUGGAGCAAAGAAAGUCUUCAUAGGCUGUGCUGCCAAGCAUUUAUAGGAUUCAGUUGGUGGUUAUGUCUCAACUCUGAUACUGUUUUUCAAAAGCUUUAAGAGGCUUACUUAUUCAUUUCGAGGGCAUACGUAUACCAGCAGAGAUAGGGGCUGGGUGGGGGAAGCAGAAAAGGAGGGAGAAAUACUGGAUUUCUUUAAUACUGGUAUUUAAAUUCUAAUAAAAAUAUAUUUGAUAAUGGUAGAUUAUUACCAAAUUUGUCAUAUAUUUUGAUGCAGAUGGAUUAGGCUGUGGGCAUGUACCAAGUUGUGUCAUAAUUUCUCGGGCAGAUUUUCAACUUUUUCAGAUUUCGGUUGUCAAAAUAAAAAUCCAUAUCUUCUAACUCUUCUGUUAAUUGCUGCUUACCAUUACACACACAUGCCUCUAAACAUCGUUAAUGGGAAACAUGCUACUAUUUUUGUGGCAUGAAGGUGCUUAUAUCUGCCUCAAAUAAAUAUAAUAGAUGAAUUGUGCUUGUCCAAAACUCAAGUAUGGUCGUUACAUUAUGAACAUUAUACAACAUGUAGAUGAACACAUGUUACCAGUGGUUUAGGCCCAGAUGUCAAAGUUUAACCUGUGAGGUACCCUUUUUAUUUAUUUAUUUUUUUUUGAGACGGAGAGUCUCACUCUUUCGCCAGGCUGGAGUUCAGUGGCGUGAUGUCGGCUUACUACAACCUCCGCCUCCCCGGUUCAAGCGAUUCUCCUGCCUCAGCCUCCUGAGUAGCUGGGACUACAGGCGCGUGCCGCCAUGCCCAGCUAAUUUUUGUAUUUUUAGUAGAGAUGGGGUUUCAGCAUGUGGGCCAGGAUGGUCUUCAUCUCUUGACCUCAUGAUCCGCCCGCCUCGGCCUCCCAAAGUGCUGGAAUUACAGGCGUGAGCCACUGCGCCCGGCCCUAUGAGGUUUACAGGUACAUACAUUACACCCCUAUUUCUACAAAGCUUGGCUAUUAGAGCAUUAUGAACAUUAAUGACCUCAAACUCACGUUGUCCAAAGCUGGGCAAGAGCACCUACUACGUUUCUGGAAUGAGCUUGAAGAAGCCCAACAGGUAGAACUUUAUGCAGAGCUCCAGGCCAUGAACUUUGAGGAGCUGAACUUCUUUUUCCAAAAGGCCAUUGAAGGUUUUAACCAGUCUUCUCACCAAAAGAAUGUGGAUGCACGAAUGGAACCUGUGCCUCGAGAGGUAUUAGGCAGUGCUACAAGGGAUCAAGAUCAGCUCCAGGCCUGGGAAAGUGAAGGACUUUUCCAGAUUUCUCAGAAUAAAGUAGCAGUUCUUCUUCUAGCUGGUGGGCAGGGGACAAGACUUGGCGUUGCAUAUCCUAAGGGGAUGUAUGAUGUUGGUUUGCCAUCCCGUAAGACACUUUUUCAGAUUCAAGCAGAGCGUAUCCUGAAGCUACAGCAGGUUGCUGAAAAAUAUUAUGGCAACAAAUGCAUUAUUCCAUGGUAUAUAAUGACCAGUGGCAGAACAAUGGAAUCUACAAAGGAGUUCUUCACCAAGCACAAGUACUUUGGUUUAAAAAAAGAGAAUGUAAUCUUUUUUCAGCAAGGAAUGCUCCCCGCCAUGAGUUUUGAUGGGAAAAUUAUUUUGGAAGAGAAGAACAAAGUUUCUAUGGCUCCAGAUGGGAAUGGUGGUCUUUAUCGGGCACUUGCAGCUCAGAAUAUUGUGGAGGAUAUGGAGCAAAGAGGCAUUUGGAGCAUUCAUGUCUAUUGUGUUGACAACAUAUUAGUAAAAGUGGCAGACCCACGGUUCAUUGGAUUUUGCAUUCAGAAAGGAGCAGACUGUGGAGCAAAGGUGGUAGAGAAAACGAACCCUACAGAACCAGUUGGAGUGGUUUGCCGAGUGGAUGGAGUUUACCAGGUGGUAGAAUAUAGUGAGAUUUCCCUGGCAACAGCUCAAAAACGAAGCUCAGAUGGACGACUGCUGUUCAAUGCGGGGAACAUUGCCAACCAUUUCUUCACUGUACCAUUUCUGAGAGAUGUUGUCAAUGUUUAUGAACCUCAGUUGCAGCACCAUGUGGCUCAAAAGAAGAUUCCUUAUGUGGAUACCCAAGGACAGUUAAUUAAGCCAGACAAACCCAAUGGAAUAAAGAUGGAAAAAUUUGUCUUUGACAUCUUCCAGUUUGCAAAGAAGUUUGUGGUAUAUGAAGUAUUGCGAGAAGAUGAGUUUUCCCCACUAAAGAAUGCUGAUAGUCAGAAUGGGAAAGACAACCCUACUACUGCAAGGCAUGCUUUGAUGUCCCUUCAUCAUUGCUGGGUCCUCAAUGCAGGGGGCCAUUUCAUAGAUGAAAAUGGCUCUCGCCUUCCAGCAAUUCCCCGCAGUGCUACAAAUGGGAAGUCAGAGACCAUCACAGCUGAUGUCAAUCACAACUUGAAGGAUGCCAAUGAUGUACCAAUCCAGUGUGAAAUCUCUCCUCUUAUCUCCUAUGCUGGAGAAGGAUUAGAAAGUUAUGUGGCAGAUAAAGAAUUCCAUGCACCUCUAAUCAUCGAUGAGAAUGGAGUUCAUGAGCUGGUGAAAAAUGGUAUUUGAACCAGAUACCAAGUUUUGUUUGCCAUGAUAGGAAUAGCUUUUAUUUUUGAUAGACCAACUGUGAACCUACAAGACGUCUUGGACAACUGAAGUUUAAAUAUCCACAGGGUUUUAUUUUGCUUGUUGAACUCUUACAGCUAUUGCAAACUUCCCAAGAUCCAGAUGACUGAAUUUCAGAUAGCAUUUUUAUGAUUCCCAACUCAUUGAAGGUCUUAUUUAUAUAAUUUUUUCCAAGCCAAGGAGACCAUUGGCCAUCCAGGAAAUUUCGUACAGCUGAAAUAUAGGCAGGAUGUUCAACAUCAGUUUACUUGGAGCUGGAAGCAUUUGUUUUUGAAGUUGUACAUAGUAAUAAUAUGUCAUUGUACAUGUUGAAAGGUUUCUAUGGUACUAAAAGUUUGUUUUAUUUUAUCAAACAUUAAGCUUUUUUAAGAAAAUAAUUGGGCAGUAAAAUAAAUGUAUCUUCUUGUCUCUGGA
Molecule: messenger RNA, 3547 nt
Organism: Gorilla gorilla gorilla (western lowland gorilla)
Lineage: Eukaryota; Metazoa; Chordata; Mammalia; Primates; Hominidae
Gene: UAP1
Product: UDP-N-acetylglucosamine pyrophosphorylase 1
Exons: 12
Coding region: 1505-3073 (522 amino acids)
Biological process (GO): UDP-N-acetylglucosamine biosynthetic process
Molecular function (GO): UDP-N-acetylglucosamine diphosphorylase activity
Source: RefSeq, a predicted model, not a curated record